Molecule: messenger RNA, 2800 nt
Organism: Phialemonium atrogriseum
Lineage: Eukaryota; Fungi; Ascomycota; Sordariomycetes; Cephalothecales; Cephalothecaceae
Product: oligomeric complex COG6
Exons: 2
Coding region: 276-2369 (697 amino acids)
Biological process (GO): intra-Golgi vesicle-mediated transport
Cellular component (GO): COG complex
Source: RefSeq, a predicted model, not a curated record
UGCAACUAUCCGUAUUCCGUUAAACCUGGCAUACGAUAAGAUGCACAGAUAUACAGGAUACUGCGAAAUACUGUCCAGAACAAGGAAGACCAGAAGCUGCAAAAGAUUGCCCCUGCCGACAGACAGACUCUACCCCUGACCCGGGUUGCCUACUCUACCUUGGGCGAUUGUUGGAGAGUCUCAAAUAACUCGAGUCUUGAGAUUUGGCCAUUGGGGUUCUUCUGUGACAGCUAUCAUGAAUUCUCCAUCGUAGAUCACAAAUAUCCUGGGGAACAAUGACAUCUGAUCCACCGCCCCCGUUGCAAUCGUUAGCAACUCCUUCGAGGGACGACGCACCGGUACCACAAACCCCGUCGUCUCUGCGGGCCUCGAACCCUCUGUCUUCCAAAGUCACAAGCCUCCUCUCAACCUCGUAUGCCGACUCUGAUUUCCGUGACGCUCUUUCGCUCCUGGACGAGCGUGGCGUGCACAACACCCCCGAGACCCGCCGGCAGUUGCGCCUAGAUUUGCAGAGGGAGCUGAUUGACAGCAAUGGCGAGAUUAUCACUGAGUUCGGAAAGGUGGCUGAGCAACUGCGGAGAAUAGGUAACUCGAUUGAGAAACUGAAUGCCAGCUAUAGCGACAUGAAAAGCCAGGUCACGGCGGCCCACACUGCUACUUCGGGAGUCCUCGAUGAGGCGUCGUCGCUCAUGACGCAAAGGCGUCAAGUGGAGACAAAGCAGCAUUUACUGAAGGCCUUUACCCAACACUUUGUUCUUUCAGAGGAUGAAGUAGCCGCCUUGACCCUGACCUCGGAGCCCGUGGAUGACAGAUUCUUCACCGUCCUCGCCAAGGCCAAGAAGAUCAGCAAAGACUGCGAGCUUCUCCUCGGCUUUGAAAGCCAGACCCUUGGGCUUGAGGUGAUGGAGCAGACGUCGAAGAAUCUCAACCUUGCCUUCCAGAAGUUGUACCGAUGGAUCCAGCGUGAGUUCAAGAAUCUGAACCUCGAGAACCCGCAGAUCGGCUCUCCAAUUCGGCACGCGCUUCGUGUGCUUGCCGAAAGACCCUCGCUCUUCCAAAACUGUCUCGACUUCUUUGCCGAGGCUCGAGAACAUACUCUCUCAGAAUCCUUUUAUACUGCCUUGACUGGAAAUUCAGCACCUGGUGGUGAGGACCCGUCCGUAAAGCCGAUUGAGCUGGCGGCACAUGACCCUUUGAGAUAUGUUGGGGACAUGCUGGCCUGGACACAUUCGGCGGCCGUGGGCGAAAGGGAGGCACUCGAGGUCCUAUUCGUGUCGGAAGGAGACGAGAUCGCCAAGGGUAUCCAAGCCGGGCGGGAAAACGAAAUAUGGCGCCUCGUUGCCGACGAAGCCGACGUGGCUGCUGAUUUCAACGCUGUGACAGCACUGAACGAGUUGGUCGACCGGGACAUGUCUGGCGCGGCACGCCUUCUCCGCCAACGGGUCGAGCAGGUUGUGCAGACCAACGAGGAGACCAUCUUGGCAUACAAGUUGGCCAACCUCUUGAACUUCUACCGAGCCACAUUCGCCAAGCUUCUAAGCAGCGACUCGGUUCUUGUCGGGGUGCUGAACAGCCUGGAGUCAGAAGCUCUGCGGCAGUUCCGUGCUUUGAUGCGAGAUCAUAUUGCUGCCCUUCAAGCAGAUUUCCAACACGCGCCAGCCGACUUUGGCGUUCCGGAAUUCCUCGCGGAUGCUCUUGAACAACUGACGGCCAUUAUGAAGACCUACGAGACGUCGUUGACCUCGUCAACCGACCGUGAGGCGGACUUUCAGCCCAUCCUCGCCGAGGCGUUUGAUCCCUUCAUGGAUGGUUGCGAGCAUCUAGGGAGAAAUAUGGAGUCCCCAGUCAGCCCCAUAUUCCUAGCCAACUGUAUAGGAGCCGCGAGGGACGCUUUGUCACCCUUCGACUUCACCCGUGGCAAGAUAAAGGAGCUAGACAAACGGUUAGAGGCCGAGUCUCGCAGGCUCGUGGAGAGUCAGUACGCUUUUUUCCGAACAGAAUCCGGACUGGAAAACUUGAUGGAUGCACUACACCCUCUCACACAAAAGAAGGAGGAUAUUCGAAAGAUCAGGUCUCUUGGACCAGUUCAAGCAUCACAACUGGGAGAGGCAAGCCAGACACUAGAUGACUUCCUGCCCUCGGCACUGAUGGACGCGAUGGAAAACCUGAAGCAUCUCCACGACUCAAAAUUGGCGCGGGAUAUUACCGAAGAAGCAGCAGAAACGUUCUGUGCUGAUUUCGAGCAUGCCGAAGAAAUGCUCAUUCUAGCCGACGAACUGGCCGAAGACGAGGGAGACGGCGAGGACUUGCAGAACCUCCGUUCCCUCUUCCCCAGGACAACAGGGGAGAUCCGGGUAUUGUUGUCUUAGGCAUGACACGGGGCUUCAUAUUUAGAGUACCUAGGUAGUCAGACACCUUGCUUUGGCUGGCCGCCAUAGAACCAUUGUUUCUCGUCAAUUACUUGGAGGUUGGCUAGACCCCGCGACAUGGCUCUGGCGAGAUAAGUAUCAAAGAGACCUGAAUUACCUUCAGACGCAUAUCCAAAGUCCAAAGGACCGACCGGACCAAUGACAUAUGUGGAGGUACCCAGGUACCUCUAGAGACGGGAGUGAUCCAUCUUUCAUGUGUUUAAAGGCCCGUGCGCGAUGGGCAUGUAGAGUCACUGCACAGUGUGCCUCGGUUAUUUUGUACAAGGACUGCUUAAUACGCAGGAUUCAUACCUUCCUGAUAAGAGAACCCCCACCACUGUACAGAAAAUGCCCCCCACCAUGGGACUUGGGGAUUUCCAGAGGGUCAAGGA